GAUCCUGGAAGGGUGUUAAUAAGAAGGUGCAUACAGAGAGGAAUAUGGAUGCAAGAAAGCACAGAUCAAGAGACCACGCAAUGGGAAACAACAAGAGGGUGCCCCCCUACCUGCUGCUGGUGCUGCUGGCCAUCAGCGCCGCCGCGCUGAGCGUCGGCAUCUUGCACAAGAUGAGGGAGCGCCGUGUUUUUGCCGUCCUACUCCAGGAACAUGACCAGCAGCUCAUCCUCCUCCAAGUACUCCUGGAGAAAGAAAAGGAAGUUAAUAAAGAGAUGAGGCGGAAAGUGGACGAACUGGAAGCCAAAACAUCUGUCCUAAGUAUUGAGAGGGCACAACUGAAAAACAAGCUCAUGGAUUCAGAAACUACCACCACAUAUCUUACCAACACCCAGAAAGAAUUGGAAGCAGCUCUUGUGGAGAAAGAGAGCCAUAUCAACCAAAUGAAAGAGAACGCAGCUGCGUCAAACCCUGAUCAGAUGACAACUAUCCUGCAGCAAAAAGAAGCUGAGCUUGACAAAUCUGAAAAUUCCAGUGAUUCCAUACCUGCUACAGCAGAAGAAGAAAAUCCCAACAACACUACUGCAUCAGAGAGUAGCCACCAGGAUGACAGCAUUGUAGUGGGAGCAAACAACGAAAAUGCAACUUCUGACACUGUGGUACUUAACAAAUCUGAAAACUCCAGUGAUUCCAUACCAGCUACAGCAGAAGAAGAAAAUUCCAACAACACUACUGCAUCAGAGAGCAGCCACCAGGACGAGAGCAUUGUGGUGGGAGCAAACAACGAAAAUGCAACUUCUGACACAACUGUGGUACUUGACAAAUCUGAAAACUCCAUUGAUUCCAUACCUGCUCCAGAAGAAGAACAAAAUUCCUACAACACCACUGCAUCAGAGAGCAACCAACAAGAUAAUAAUUCCUCAAAAGAACAGUUUUUGAAGUUGACAACUAACAUGGAAGAUGAUCAGCUGCGGGAGAAUAAUGGUGAUGCCAAUGGACAUUCAGAUGAUGCUCCAGAGGGAAGUCAUUCUGAUAAACCUGAACUUCCACAGAGCCAAAAGCUGACAGACAAUCAGGAAGUCAGCAAAGAAGAACUGGAUGGCACAAGACAGUUGGAGGAUCCCCAAGGCGAGGUCAGCUACCACAGCAGAGACAAUAAACUGCUGGAAAAGGAAGAUGGCAAUGCAGUUGUCAAAGAAGCAGAGGAAGAAAUAAAUCCUGAUGGCAAGUUGGAGACCUCAGAAGAAAGCUUCAGUGAAGCCAACCAAAACAAUACGCAAGCUAUGAAACCUGUUUCUGAUCCCUCAGGUGUAAACCCCAGCAUGAUCACAAAUAAUGAUGAAAGAAAUGAAACAAGCAAGAGACAUAGGAGGAGAAAGUUCAGAUCUAGAAGGAAGAAGAGGGCUACUGGUACUGCUAGCAGUAACAAUGGGAGUCAUCAAAUGGAGGUAGAUGCCGCAGCAAACCCAUAAACAGAUCCAUAGUUAUACGCUGGAUACCUCUGAAGAGAAGUAAAGAAGAAAAAAAAUAACAGAUAAACAGCUAUAGUUGUCAUUUUGUAGCUGAUGGCAGCAUAAAUAGCAUAUUUUCAUGUUAUAAAUGGAUUCCUUCUUGGACUUGAUAAUGCACUGUAUUUACACUAUGUUUCCUGUAAACACCUGCCUGCAUUGUAGCUCAUAUGAAGUCCUUUCAAUA
Phragmites australis (common reed) is the source of this 1692-nucleotide messenger RNA. RefSeq lists its product as uncharacterized. NCBI's taxonomy places the organism in Eukaryota, Viridiplantae, Streptophyta, Magnoliopsida, Poales, Poaceae. The record is from RefSeq and is a predicted model, not a curated record. The coding region runs from base 45 to 1469 and encodes 474 amino acids. The transcript is spliced from 2 exons.